AUGGACGCUGGCCUGUAUCUUGAAAUGGACGUCUGUGGCGUGACGGCGAAGUUAUUGGUUGACACAGGUGCAACAGUCAGCCUAAUAUCUACUGAACUGAUGAGUAGAAUUCCAGAAGAGAACCGACCUAGGCUUGAUUCAUUCAGUCGUGAUAUACUGGACGCUGGUGGCAACUGUCUCCAGAUAAGCGGUAAGGGAACCUUUCCAACACAGAUGAGAGGGUUUUCUUGCAAACUUGAGGGUGUGGUUGCAGAACUGAGCAAUGAUGGACUCAUAGGCCUUGAUUUUCUGGAAGAAAAUGGAUGCACAAUUGAUGUGGCCAAGAAGAAAAUGUGCAUUCAGGGAAGACGAUACAACCUUAUAAAAGAAGGAAGUUAUGGGUGUUACCGCAUCGUAGCGCUGAACACUGUCCCAAUUCCAGCAAAUCAAGAGGUUAUAAUAAAUGGCAGAGUGUGUGCGCCAGAGGCCAAAAGCAUUACGAAGAUGCAUGGUUUGGUGGAACCAAAUGAAAAGUUCGUGUCGACAGGUACUCCAGUCGGGAGGACCUUAGUUAAAGCAGACAGAGUUGCGCUGAACAUGGGACCAGAAAGUAAAACCAUUAACAGUGGCACUCAUAUUGGGAAAAUGUCAUCCGUCUGCGGAGUACAGAGAGAGAGAAAGGCAAAGAGUAACUCUGUGUUACAAGAAAAAUCUGAAGUCUUAUUAAGGCGCAGUAGUACCGACCUGACAGAAGAUCAGAUACCUAAAGUGAGAGGCUUUUUGCGACAGUACCCCCAUGCGUUUGCACUCAGUACCUCUGAGUUAGGUUCGACCAACGCAGUUGAGCAUGGACUUGAUGUUGGCAAUGCUCAUCCCAUAAAGGAACCUUUGCGUCGUGUCCCUUUCCAUGCUGCCGAGGAAAUAGACAAUCAUGUAAAUGAUAUGCUGGAAGAAGGGGUCAUAGAGCGCUCCUCUAUCCCCUGGGCAGCAGGUGUUGGCUCAGUCCAGAAGAAGGAUGGCAGUACUCACUUCUGUAUGGACUAA
Saccostrea cuccullata (small rock oyster) is the source of this 1023-nucleotide messenger RNA. RefSeq lists its product as uncharacterized. The transcript has a single exon. The record is from RefSeq and is a predicted model, not a curated record. Lineage: Eukaryota; Metazoa; Mollusca; Bivalvia; Ostreida; Ostreidae. Gene Ontology annotation, molecular function: aspartic-type endopeptidase activity. The coding region runs from base 1 to 1023 and encodes 340 amino acids. Gene Ontology annotation, biological process: proteolysis.